AGGGGACAGAGGUAAUUUCUCUCCCUGGGCAGAGCCCCGUUUUCUUUUUCCCACCCCUUGGCUUCUACACACACAGACACGCUCGCUUGCUCGCUCUUCCUCUCUACUGCCUCCUCGCCACCCCCUUUCCUUGUUUUCCCUUUGGGGAGAGCGUCUACUCGACCAAGUGAGCCAGAGAUACGAGUAUACCUCUCUCUCUCUCUCCCUUCCUCACUUUCUCUCUCUCUCUCUCCUGACAAGGAUUAUUCUGAGGUUCGCGCCCCUGUCAGGGUGGGACGCUAGCCCGGCACACAAAAGACCGUCGCUUUUCCGCCCAGCGCCUGCCGGCAGUUCAGGGGCUGCGAACAUCUCUACUCUGGAUUAGUGGCGGGCACUGAGGAUCUCGGAGGGGCAGCGGAAUCCCCCCUCUUUCUCAUCGUCUUUUCCCUGCGUAGUUCUUGCUAAGGCAACAGAGAGGAGAUUCUGAUUCAUGGCUCGCGGGAAAGCCAAAGAAGGGGAUGGCAACUGGAAGAAAUUCAUCUGGAACUCGGAGAAGAAGGAAUUUCUAGGGAGGACCGGAGGCAGUUGGUUUAAGAUCUUCCUCUUCUACCUGAUCUUCUAUGGCUGCCUGGCAGGCAUCUUCAUUGGGACCAUUCAAGUCUUGCUGCUCACUAUCAGCGAAUUCGAGCCCAAAUAUCAGGACCGAAUAGCACCCCCAGGAUUGACAAAUGUUCCCCAAGUCCUUAAAAUGGAGAUUUCUUUCAACCCUUCUGAUCCUAACUCAUAUAAGACAUACACAGACCUACUUGAGAAAUUCUUGAAGGAUUAUGAGAAAGAAAAACAGCAAGACAUCCAUUUUGAGAACUGUGGCACUGAACCUUCUCCUCCCAAAAACAGAGGACCCUUUGAUGGCUCUCAAGGUGGCCUGCCAUCUUGCAAGUUCUAUCGCAGUUGGCUGGAAAAUUGCUCUGGGAUAGAAGAUCCUACUUUUGGUUACCAAGAUGGCAAGCCAUGUGUCAUCAUCAAACUCAACAGAGUUCUGGGAUUUGUACCUAAGCUUCCACUAAAUGACUCCCUCCCACCUGAGCUGAAGGCAAAAUAUAAUCAGAAUGUCAUUCCCAUUUAUUGCACUGCUAAGAAAACAGAUGAAAUUAACAAAAUUGGCCCUGUGGAAUACUACGGCUUUGGUGGUUUUGGUGGCUUUCCUCUACAAUACUACCCAUAUUAUGGCAGGAUUGUUCAGAAGGAAUACCUUCAACCCCUUGUAGCAGUACAAUUCACCAACCUGACUACUGAUAUGGAGCUGCGUAUCGAGUGCAAGGCCUAUGGUCAAAAUAUUGGCUACAGUGACAAAGAUCGUUUCCAGGGACGUUUUGAUAUGAAAAUUGAGAUAAAAAGCAGCUGAUCACAAGCAGAGUUUGGUUCUUCUUUUUUCCUCUUAGCCAUUUAAAAAGUAUAAAGAGAGACAAAAAACUACUAGUCUUGAACAAAACUCAUACAUAUGGGACCUACACAUAACCUAUAUGCUUUACACUAGCUUUCUGCAUUUAAAUAGAUUAGAAUGUAAACCUAAAAGUGUAGCAAUAGUGACAAAGAUAUUUAUUCUACUGUAAAUGAUGAAAAACAGAAUUAAUUGAGCCUUGGGACAUGCCCAUUUCUACUGUAAAUUAUGAUUCCAUAACUGACUUGUAGUAAGCAGUGUUUCUGCCCCCUAAGUAUUGCUGCCAUGUGAAUUUUAUUUAGUGUACAGUACUUUAGGUGCAUUACUCUGGUCAUUUUUCAAGCCAUGUAUUAUUGUACCUGUUUUCUACUUUCCGUGAGCACAGAUUUGCUGUACAAGGUGUAAAUACUCAGUGGGAUUAAAACUGGCACAGUACUUUUUAGUUUUUUCAUUUUGUUUUCAAAAGGUAAAGGCCCAUCUGUGAUUAUUCAAUAGCACUCCAUGAAGCCUACCCCAACCCCCAUCCCUCAGUAGUCUACUAAACUUAGUGUGGUGGCAGGGAAAAAUUACUUUAACUUUGAAACAAAGCUAUGGAGAGUAGGUGAUCACGUACUGUGCUUUGUAGCAAUUGGUGUCUUUUUCUUUUCCCUUCAUUCUACUAUGUUUUGAGAUUGUGUGAGAGACCUAUGUCAGCCUACUACUCUCAUCAGUGAUAGAAAUAAUUAUUUUGCUUUGUAUAUUUUCUUCUUUUCCUGUGAGAAGCAUCACAUGCUGUGGUGCUGUCUUUAUUGAAUGUUUUAACCAUUUUCAUGGUGGAAGAAUUUUAUAUUUAUGCAGUUGUACAAUUUUUUUUCUGCAAGAAAAAGGUGUAAUGUAUAAAAAUAAACCAAAGCCACAUGUCUGAAAAUAAAUCUUUAUUUUGAACUUUGAGAAGCAAUGCAGUUACCCCAUCAAUUGGUGUUAAAUGUUGUCUAAAGUGCAAAACUCUAUGUUCUAAUAUAUGUAAUAGCCAGAAGUUCAGUGCUCUUGUUGGCCUUGUAUUUCAUUCAGGUUAAACACUGGACAAUAAAUGGAUAAACAUA
Messenger RNA from Python bivittatus (Burmese python), 2502 nucleotides. It is a transcript of the gene ATP1B1, whose product is annotated as ATPase Na+/K+ transporting subunit beta 1. Lineage: Eukaryota; Metazoa; Chordata; Lepidosauria; Squamata; Pythonidae. Gene Ontology annotation, biological process: intracellular sodium ion homeostasis; intracellular potassium ion homeostasis; potassium ion import across plasma membrane. Gene Ontology annotation, molecular function: ATPase activator activity. Gene Ontology annotation, cellular component: sodium:potassium-exchanging ATPase complex. The record is from RefSeq and is a predicted model, not a curated record.